Messenger RNA from Carassius carassius (crucian carp), 2731 nucleotides. It is a transcript of the gene mybl2a, whose product is annotated as v-myb avian myeloblastosis viral oncogene homolog-like 2a. Lineage: Eukaryota; Metazoa; Chordata; Actinopteri; Cypriniformes; Cyprinidae. Bases 220 to 2595 code for a protein of 791 amino acids. The transcript has 8 exons. Gene Ontology annotation, molecular function: protein dimerization activity; DNA-binding transcription factor activity, RNA polymerase II-specific; RNA polymerase II cis-regulatory region sequence-specific DNA binding. Gene Ontology annotation, biological process: regulation of DNA-templated transcription. Gene Ontology annotation, cellular component: nucleus. The record is from RefSeq and is a predicted model, not a curated record.
CGACACACACACACCGCAAGCUUUCACUACAGUAACACAUAACUUUCACUAUAAUAGUGAGUUUACUUCAUGCAUUAUCGUUGACAUUUCGGAAACUCCUGCAGGACAGCGAAGAAAUGCCCGGGCAAGUGUGUGGGUUCAGGAUGCUUAUCCAGCGAUUCAUUUGAGUCAUCCUUUGAAAGGGUCAGUAAGGUAUUAAGUCUUAAACCUAAGGGUGUGAUGGAUCCCGAGUCUGAUAUAGAUGAAGAUAUUGAGCGACUGAAGAGUAAAUGGACUUCAAAAGAGGAUGAAAGUCUUGCAUCCCUCGUCAGGAGGUUUGGAAAGGAUGAGUGGGAAAUGGUCUCAAGCUUCCUACCUGGACGCUCUGCACAGGAUUGUAAAUACAGAUUCACGGUUGUCUUAGAUCCAGAUCUCGUUAAGGGAACCUGGACCAAAGAAGAAGAUGAAAGGCUCAUUCAGCUGGUGACUAUGUAUGGUGACAAGAAUUGGAGCACAAUUGCAAAGCACCUAAAAGGCAGAAGAGGCAAACAGUGCCGUGAGCGAUGGCACAAUCACCUCGACCCUUCUGUGAUUAAGACCCCCUGGACAGAAGACGAGGAUCUCAUGAUCAUAAAAUGCCAUUGUGUGCUGGGAUCUCGUUGGGCACAAAUUGCUAAAUUUCUCCCUGGAAGGACUGAUAAUUCCAUAAAGAACCACUGGUAUUCAACCUUAAAGCGUAAAAUGGACAAGGGCACCUACAAGAUAGAAGAUGUUGACUUGAGUGAUCUUGGACUCUACUUGUCACAAAAAGAAACCACUACUUCCACAAGUCAUGAAAAGUCAAAGAUCACAGCAGAGGCACUACCUAAGGUGAAGGAGACGAAGAGGACGACUUUAGAAAGACCGCUGGAUGUGAACAGUCCUCCGCUCUACCCAUGUUCACCCUCCAGCUCCAGAAGUCCUUCUGGUGUGCCGCCGCAGCAUAAAGCUUUUGUUGAUGAUGUUUUGCGAAUGCUUGCCGAGGACAUGCUGCCCCUGAAUUUCACUGAAGGCUCAGGAUUUUGUAAAUUCUUGUCCUCAUUUGGUCCUCAACACCCACAACUCUCUCAGCGCACCGUAGCAUUAGAGCUCUAUAAUGCUGUGGAGAAAACCAUCAAGCCACAGCUGAUCCAGCAGCUCAUGAACUGUGUAUCUUUGAGUGCAGGCAGUAAUGUUGUUCACAUCACCGCUGAUAUUUGGGCUAGUGAACAUGCAGAACCACUUCUUGCCGUUCAGAUGCACUUUCUUGAUGACGACUGGAACAUUCACAGACCAACUGUGGCUUUUCGCCAGUUGCAGUCUAAUCAGUUUACGGCAAAGAUUGGAGGAGAGCUCGAAUCAGUUCUUCUAAGCUAUGGGCUUUUCCCACAUAACAUUGGUUACAGCAUUAUCCACGAGGCCAAGAACACACUUGCUACACAUGAUGUUUUCUGUGACUACAAGAUCAUGUAUUCUGCACAAAAGAACGAUCCAGAUGAAGAUGAAUUAUUGCAUUUUCUUGAUGACCAGUUCGCCAUAGAUGAAUACUCUAUAGCUGAAGUCUCGUGCAGCAAGCAUCUGGAUUGUAUUACAACACUACUGCACUGUGUAAUGAAGGAGGCCCUGAAGAAGUCCAGAGUUGUUGAGCGUAUACAUCUUGAGAUACAAAGCGUGGUGUCUUUUUUUCGCCGCAGUGCCUACUGGUUUGAGGUUCUUGCACGGAAAUGCAAGCACUCACUGUCUGUUUCUUGCAGCACAAGCAGCUACACCUGGAACUCCACAAUCACCAUCAUUCGUGAGAUCAUGCAGGAGUCGGUGUGGGACUUGGUGAUGACCCUUCUCAAUCAAGCUCGCACGGAGACAAACAGCUGCCACGUCUGUCCACCAGUGGUUCAUGUUGCACGUGAGCAGGUAGUGGACUUUGUGGGCUUGGUGGAGCCUUUUGAAGAAGUGGUGCAGGUGCUUCAGGAAGACGCUUUCACCUUGUCCCUCGUCAUUCCGUCUAUCAUUGGACUGGAUAAAACACUUGAGGCCAAGGCCACAAGCUUCAGCCUUUUCUGCUCAUCCCUGCGCUCUGGUCUACGCUCUUACUUCCAGCCUCUGAUUUUGCGAAGAGAUUUUAUACUCGCCACAGUUCUGGACCCACGAAUCAAGCUGCAACCCUUUGACAGUGGAAAAGAGAAGUUCAAGAGUACCACACUGUUUACACCCUCCAAACAGCGUGCCUCUUCAGUUGUGGAGUCAGCAUUAAGUGAAACUUGUACCGCCUCAGAAAUGAGCAGUGAACAAGCAGAUGUUGAUAGGCAGAGGCUAAUGAGCGUGCCUGAGCUGCAUCAGUAUUUAUCAGAGCCCUUGUUUGAGGGAGAAGUUUCUGUCCAGACCUUUUGGAAAGAGGCUACCCGCUUCCCUCUCCUUCAGAGCAUCUGCCGCAAACUGUUGGCCGUCCCAGCAUCUUCAGGGGGGUUUAAAAGACUGUUUCCUCUAGCGUCCUGUAUCGUACGGGCUCGGAGAAACAGACUGCCACAACACACCACAGAACGGCUUCUGCUGUACAGAGAGCAUCGGAAUACCAGUGGCAAAAAUGCAAACACUAAGUAAACACUGAGCUUGUUGCUUUCUUAUCAGGAAGUGAUGACAUAAAGUGUAUGUUUUUUUGUUUUUUUAAUGUUUUUGUUUAUUGAGUGACUUCAUUAGAAUGUAACCUGAUAAUAAACGUCUUGAUAAAUAUAUGAAA